This is a messenger RNA of Enterobius vermicularis (human pinworm), 282 nucleotides long. The record is from the annotation of a GenBank genome assembly. NCBI's taxonomy places the organism in Eukaryota, Metazoa, Nematoda, Chromadorea, Rhabditida, Oxyuridae.
AUGACAGUUAAACCAAAAUAUGGAGCGUGUCGAGCAAUCACAACGCCAAAUUCCAAAACUGACCAAAAACUUGAGGUAUUCUGUAACAAAAACACGUCAGUCGAUGACAUGAGUGAGAAGUUGUUGAUGAAUUUUACAUAUGACAUUAUAACGUUGUUUUCUGACUCUUCCAUAGCAUUCCAUGUUCCAGGAGCAGCUGCUGAAGAGAAAGCAGUAUUUGCUGAGCGAAGUUCACAAAUUUGUCGUUCUUUCGACAUUGUUCGCAACGCUUUUUUUACAUGA